Messenger RNA from Chaetomium strumarium, 1690 nucleotides. Its product is annotated as concanavalin A-like lectin/glucanase domain-containing protein. Gene Ontology annotation, cellular component: cell wall. The record is from RefSeq and is a predicted model, not a curated record. The transcript has 3 exons. Gene Ontology annotation, biological process: carbohydrate metabolic process; cell wall organization. Gene Ontology annotation, molecular function: hydrolase activity, hydrolyzing O-glycosyl compounds. NCBI's taxonomy places the organism in Eukaryota, Fungi, Ascomycota, Sordariomycetes, Sordariales, Chaetomiaceae. Bases 126 to 1487 code for a protein of 453 amino acids.
AACCGCAUCCGGCAAGGUGUAUUAAUCGGGUCGUAUCACCAUAAACCCCACGGACGGCAGUCGCUGUAGCACCUUCGACGGUGACCUCGGACAUAACUUCCUUCGUGAUUCGAGCCUGAACGACCAUGGUCCGGUCUCUCCUGCCGUUGGGCGCUGCCCUACUCGGCGCAACCGCCGUUCUAGCCGCCGAUAUCCCGACAUGUUCCUUGGAUAAGAAGUGCCCGAAGGAGGCACCCUGCUGCUCUCAAUAUGGCCAAUGCGGUGUCGGCGCCUACUGUCUCGGCGGCUGCGACCCGCGCAUGUCCUUCUCGCUCGACUCGUGUGUCCCGGAGCCGGUGUGCCAGUCCAAGACGUACAAGAUGGACUCCCUCGACCGGUACAAGGACAUCGCCGAGUAUCUCGGUGAUCCUAGCGAAGCAGAUUGGGUGGGCCAGGGCGAGCCGGUCGUCUACAAUGGCAACGUCCUGCUCACGAUGCCGCCGAAGUCCGUCGGCACUGUCCUCGCCACAUCGACGUACCUGUGGUAUGGCAACGUCAAGGCGAAGCUCAAGACGUCGAGGGGCAGGGGUGUUGUGACGGCUUUCAUCCUGCUCAGCGACGUCAAGGACGAGAUCGACUACGAGUUUGUCGGCGUGGACUUGAGCACCGCCCAGACCAACUACUACUUCCAGGGCAUUCCCAACUAUGACCAGUCCUUCAACAUUACCGAGUUGUCCAACACAUACGACGAGUUCCAUGAAUACGAGAUCCAGUGGACGCCUGAUGAGAUCAAGUGGCUCGUGGAUGGCAAGCUCGGCCGCACCAAGAAACGGGCGGAGACGUGGAACGAGACGGCGCAGCAGUGGGACUACCCGCAGACGCCCGCCCGUGUGCAGAUCUCCAUCUGGCCCGGCGGUCUCGAGAGCAAUGCCAAGGGCACUAUCGACUGGGCCGGCGGCGUGAUCGACUGGAAUUCCCAGGAGAUCAAGGACUACGGCUACUACUUCGCCACCUUCGGCGAGAUCACGGUCGAGUGCUACAACGCGAAGUCGGCGCCUGGCACCAACAAGGGCAAGUCCUACUACUACAACGACAUCUCGGCCACCAACAACACCGUCGUCGACAGCGACAAGCCGACCAUCCUCAAGAGCUUCCUCGGGACGGGCACAGACAUGAACAAGGGCGAGACCACCAAGUCCGGCAGCGCCACUGCUUCGGCGUCGUCGGUCAACGCCAUCCCCGGCGGCGGCUCGGCUCCCGGCGGCCAGAUCCCGGGCGCCGGCAACGCCGACACGAAUGCCGGCUCCGGCUCGGGCUCGAGCUCCGGGUCGUCUGGUGGCUCGAGCGCCGGUACCGUGUCCGGGUGCGCGGCCACUGGGUUCGCCCAGUCCUGCAAUGAUGGCAAUGCUGCUGGUUCCAACAGCAACAGUGGCGCCGUCCGCGAGCGCACGCUCGGGGCCAGUGCGUUCGCCGGCAUUGUUGGCUUUGCUGCUCUGCUUCUAGUCUGAGUAAUCGGGUGAUGCAGUGAUCUAUCUGUUGGGGAGAGCAAAUGUCUUGUGCCAUCUGUUUGGCUGUUUAACCCACGGAAGAAGGGGGGGGUACUCAAAUGUUUGCAUGCCAUUGGUGCCGCGAUACGACUCAUCAUCCUAAUCUUGUUCUUAUUUCUUGUAUCGACUUGAUGCCAUACACACGCUAUUUUACGGUUUUCCCU